This is a messenger RNA of Nicotiana attenuata, 2055 nucleotides long. RefSeq names its product nucleobase-ascorbate transporter 4-like. The record is from RefSeq and is a predicted model, not a curated record. Gene Ontology annotation, molecular function: transmembrane transporter activity. The coding region runs from base 247 to 1866 and encodes 539 amino acids. Gene Ontology annotation, cellular component: membrane. The transcript has 14 exons. Gene Ontology annotation, biological process: transmembrane transport. Lineage: Eukaryota; Viridiplantae; Streptophyta; Magnoliopsida; Solanales; Solanaceae.
UCUAUAUAUAUAAAAAUACAAUUUGAGCUAACGACAAUGAGUAUGCGUGAAGUCGCUAACGAAAGCAUAGUUCAGCCCCUACUGUAUACGUACUCCAUGUUAAUUUAUUCUUGCAUGGUUGAUACUAUACAUUUUAUGUAUUUUAGCAUAUAUUAUGUAGAAAGAAGAAGAAGUGGGGAGCUUGUAGUUACUCUUUGUUGUUUGAGUUAACUCAGGGAGGUAUAGAGAAAACACUCAAACAGAGUGAUGACACCACCGCCGAAAGCAGAUGAAUUGGUGCCACACCCAGUGAAAGACCAAUUACCUGGGGUUGAUUACUGUGUUAACAGUAAUCCUUCUUGGGCUGAGGCCAUUAUUCUGGGUUUUCAGCACUACUUAGUCAUGCUUGGGACUAGUGUAAUCAUCCCAACCGUCAUUGUUCCUCAAAUGGGUGGUGGCAAUGAGGAGAAAGCUCAAGUAAUUCAAACUUUGCUUUUCGUCGCUGGGCUGAACACUCUUUUGCAAUCUUGGUUUGGCACCCGUCUUCCUGUGGUGAUAGGUGGAUCAUUCACAUUCAUAGUUCCAACUGUUUUUGUUGCAUUAUCCAGUCGAUACAAUACAUAUCUUCACCCUCAUGAGAGGUUUAAACAGACGAUGAGAGGAAUGCAAGGAGCUCUGAUGAUUGCAUCCAUACUUCCCAUACUAAUUGGCUUUCUAGGAAUCUGGAGAAUUGUUGUAAGGUUCCUAUCCCCUCUCUCUGCAGCUCCACUGGUGUUGCUUGUUGGCCUUGGCCUAUAUGUGCAAGGGUUUCCGCUUCUGGCAGAAUGUGUUGAAAUUGGCCUUCCACAGUUGAUCAUUUUGAUUUUGUUGUCCCAAUACAUUCCUCAUAUGUGGAAACUAAAGCAUCCCAUAUUUGAGCGAUUUGCUGUCCUAUUAUCAGUUGGAAUAGUGUGGGCAUAUGCAGCUCUUCUCACAGUGACAGGUGCAUACAACAAUAGAUCCCCACAAACUCAGUUCAGUUGUCGUGUUGAUCGCUCUGGCUUCAUUAGUGGAGCUUCAUGGAUAAGGUUUCCUUAUCCAUGGCAAUGGGGCGCUCCCAAAGUGUAUGCUGGAGAAGCCUUUGUGAUGAUGGCGGCAGCUUUAGUUUCUCUUGUCGAGUCUACUGGAGCAUUUAUUGCAGCUGCAAGAUAUGGCAGUGUAACACAUACACCGAAUUCAGUACUUAGCCGCGGAGCUGGUUGGCUGGUUGGUAGAUGUACCAGGAUUAUUAUAUUUAAGGGAUUAGGCAUUUUGCUGAAUGGUCUAUGGGGAACUGCAACUGGUUCUACUGUAUCAGUUGAAAAUGUAGGUCUUUUGGCGUUGACGCGAGUUGGAAGUAGAAGAGUGAUUCAAAUAUCUGCAAUAUUUAUGCUGUUUUUUUCUGUAUUAGGAAAAUUUGGAGCUGUUGUUGCUUCCAUACCACUGCCUAUCAUUGGAGCUUUGUACUGUGUUUUUUUUGCCCUCAUGUCUUCUGCUGGUCUUGGUUUACUUCAAUUCUGCAACCUCAACAGCUUCAGAACUAAAUUUAUAUUAGGUUUCUCAAUCUAUUUGGGUCUUUCUGUUCCACAAUACUUCAAUGGUUAUGUGAUAACAACGGGUGAUGGUCCAGUUCACUCUAGCUCUGCCUGGUUUAAUAAAACAAUGCAAGUGAUCUUCACGUCCCCGGCCACAGUGGCGGGGAUUGUGGCAUUGUUCUUGGACAUAACUCUUGCUCGCAAACAUGCCACGACGAAGAGAGACAAUGGCAGCCAUUGGUGGGCAAAGUUCAAAUACUUUGACAAAGAUCCUAGGAGUGAAGAGUUCUAUUCUCUACCUUAUGGUCUUUCCAAGUAUUUUCCCUCAGUGUAGUACCAAUUAUUGUUUACAACAAAUUUAAAUAUGUGCAACAACUCCAAGUGGAAGUAAAAGACUAAGCAUUUUGUAAAGACAGAUGGGGAAAAGGAAAAAAGAGAAAGAAAAUGAUACAUGUAUGUUUGUUAGGAUCAACUUUCUGGUUAAGUACAGGACUUGAAAUGUUAUUAUUUCAAAUUUAUUUGA